CCCACAUGGCACAGAAACCUCUUCAUUACAUACAUCUCAAGCCAGACUAUCACGAGGAACCGAGAGCUAUGUACUCACAUUGUAUGAUGUUUACUUUAGAUCGACCGGUCCGAUGCUUCGGAUUGGCUAUACCCUGCCAACUGAGACAACCCUUGAUGCUCGGAAGGCGGUAUCUUACCUCUCCGGUCCACAUGUCCAUGAAACCCGUCAUGCCCCCAGAUCGUUCCUCUGUGACGCCACUGUAUAUUCGACAUGUAUCCUAGUAUGGGGACCCUCGGUUAUAUAUAUGGAAGCCUGUAAAUAGGUAUAUGGAUUGGUGACCUUCGUUUGUUUUCCGUUUCCUGUUGCAGCGAUACAGUCUUUUACGUUGAAGUCCCAACAUGGCAACCAUGAAUCCCCUAGCACCCACGGUCGGAAGUGUCCAGACGUGAGUUUUGAGAUGUUAGAGCGAUAAAAUGGAGUUUAACGGUGUCGUUAGAGCCUGGGGCCACUCGUUCAUAUGGACCGAAGAACAUUGGACGUCGGAGCGAAUGGCUCCCCUCAAAGUCUCCUACGACGAGCUCGCCCAUGAUUGCUACACCAUCCUGAAGGAUAUCAAGGACCCCAAAGCUCCCGCAGGGAAGCGCGAUAUGUAUGCUCUUCUGCGCGACAAUGCAGACACGCACCCACGGCUAAAAGAGAUGUGGGAGGAAAUCAACACCGUCCCGGACUGGGUGGAUUGGGACCAGAUCCAGCGCGGCCAGGAUGUUUUCUACCGCUACCUCGGCGCCAACCUCGUCGGACUUACCUUCCAAUCCCUUCUGGGCGGCAUGGGUGCUGCUCGUGUGGUAGAGACUCUGGCUCGAACGGGCGGCUUUUCCACGAAAGUCGCUAGACAUCGGCUGCUGGAAACGACGCAGCAUAUCCUUCAAAGCACUCAGUCACUAGAUGCGAUCCAACCGGGAGGUGUCGGAUUUGCCUCAUCAGUGCGAGUGCGUCUGUUACACUCGGCGGUACGAGAACGCAUCAUGAAGAUGGCAGCACAGCGACCGGACUAUUUCGACCUGGAGAACUGGGGCGUACCGAUCAAUGACAUCGACCAGGCCGGCACGAUUGGAACGUUUUGUUCCACUCUUGUGUUUGUCAGUUUGCCACGACAAGGCAUCUAUCCCAGUGACCAGGAGAGCAAGGACUACAUCGCUCUUUGGCGGUAUAUCGGCUAUAUACUCGGAGCACCUACCGACUUCUUUGAGACUCCGUCGAAAGCAAGAGCCAUCAUGGAGAGCCUGCUGCUUUACGAGGUUCAGCCAUCGGAUAUGUCCAAGGUCAUGGCCAACAACAUCAUCAAGUGUCUGCAAGAUCAACCACCGACGUAUUCAUCUGGAGACAUGUUGACCGUGAGCGCAAGAUGGAUGAACGGGAGGGAGUUGUCCGAUCAGCUAGGGCUGGCGAAUCCGAGCUACUACUACUGGGCGCUCAUGGCUGGGCAAUGCUUGUUCUUUAUGGCGCUCGACUACUCGCAUCGGAUGAUCCCGUGGCUGGAUCGCCGGAAGAUCCAGGCAUCCCGCGACUUCAUGCAGCAGGCCCUCAUCGAAGGCAAAGACGGGCUCAAGGGAGAAAAGAGCCUGUUCCAGUUCAGAUACAUCCCGGAGUACUCCACCGUCACGGAGUUAGGGAAGGAGGAAAGUACGAAACGUCAUGGGUCCGCGGAAUGGAGAAACCUGCAGACACUGUUGGCUGCUGGUGCCUUCAUGUUCUUUACGGCUUAUUCGGUUCAUCGCGUAGCCAAGCUAGUUUUUUAGGCGAGUCACGACAAUACCUCGUUCAUAUUCAUGUACCUUAUGUCCUUAUCAUACAACUUCAUAUCGCUUCUG
Molecule: messenger RNA, 1853 nt
Organism: Eremomyces bilateralis CBS 781.70
Lineage: Eukaryota; Fungi; Ascomycota; Dothideomycetes; Eremomycetales; Eremomycetaceae
Exons: 1
Coding region: 456-1781 (441 amino acids)
Molecular function (GO): oxidoreductase activity
Source: RefSeq, a predicted model, not a curated record